Messenger RNA from Closterium sp. Naga37s-1, 801 nucleotides. The record is from the annotation of a GenBank genome assembly. NCBI's taxonomy places the organism in Eukaryota, Viridiplantae, Streptophyta, Zygnematophyceae, Desmidiales, Closteriaceae.
AUGCUCCGCCUUAACCCAUCCCUCGCCUCCUUCCGUCAAAUUCAAGCCACGCGCGCCCGUCCCCUCACUUCCCGCUCCCCUCUCCGCGCCUCCUCUCCCCACUCCGCCUCUGCUCCCCCUCCGCGCGGCCGCCCGUCACUCCCAUCUGCGCUCCCCCUCACACUGGCUCGCAAACCAUUUCCCGCGUAUUUUCGCGAAGGCGGCAGUAGAGGCGCGCACGCUGCGGCGGUGACGGCGGAAGAGGACUACGAGGUGGUUACCGUGGAUCUCGCGAAAGGGGAGCACAAGUCGGAAGAGUUCACGAAGAAGCAGCCGUUUGGAGUGAUUCCCUAUCUCGAUGACGGGGAGGUUCAGGUCUUCGAAUCGCGUGCCAUCGCUCGUUACAUCGCCGAGAAGAAUUCCAGCCAAGGCACCGACCUUCUCGGCUCCACGCUCAAGGAGCGCGCGCUGGUGAACCAAUGGUUGGAGGUGGAGGGGCAGAACUACAGCCCGCCCCUCUCAGCGCUGAUCGCGGAGAAAGUGUUCAAGCCCAUGUUCGGUGGGGGCGAGCCCGACUUGGCCAAGGCGGAAGAGCUCAAGGCAAAGUUCUCCAAGGUGCUUGACGUGUACGAAUCCCAUCUGGGCAGCAACGAGUACCUGGCGGGGUCCCAUUUCUCCCUGGCAGAUCUGUCUCACCUGCCCUACACGGCUCUGCUGUGGGUGUCAGGGGAUUCGGAUCUGAUCACUUCGCGUCCCAAUGUGAACAAAUGGUGGGAGAGGAUUUCCUCGCGCCCUGCAUGGAAGAGAAUUUCCGCGCUGUAG